This is a messenger RNA of Saprolegnia parasitica CBS 223.65, 861 nucleotides long. RefSeq lists its product as hypothetical. The transcript has a single exon. The record is from RefSeq and is a predicted model, not a curated record. Bases 15 to 821 code for a protein of 268 amino acids. Gene Ontology annotation, molecular function: transmembrane monodehydroascorbate reductase activity. Lineage: Eukaryota; Oomycota; Saprolegniomycetes; Saprolegniales; Saprolegniaceae.
CCACGCAGCCCAAGAUGGACGUGGAGCUUCCGACGUCGCGCGGCCAACUGCCCGCUCGGAAGCCUUCGGAAGCCGACGAGUCGGACGCGUAUGACCGCAGCACAGUUCUGAGCAGCGUCGCUGGUGACGACGACGACGACGAGCAUGGUCCGCCGGCGGCCCACUCGUAUGCGCGGUCACCGUCCGUUGUCUGGAGCGAGCUCCGCGACAACAUCGCGCCCGUGACGUGGUACUGCCUCGUGGCUGCGUUGGCGAUCUGCGUCGCCGUCGUGAUCAAGACGGGCGUCAACUUGCUCUUUGUGCAUAUUCUGAUGAUGACGCUGGGCUGGGUCGCGUUCUCGUCCGAGGCCAUGCUCGUCUACCGGCCGUUCGACGGGCUCAACGCGCGGUCACCAAACAAGCGGAUUCAACGCAACAUCCACAAGUUUAUGCACUACGCUGUACUCGCGACGACGCUUCUGGGCCUCGCGGGCAUUUUGAUCAGCCGCGGCAUGGCGGGGAAGCGGCUCUUCCCACACAACAAGCACGGCUGGAUGGGCUUCAUCACGGUCGCGCUCAUGCUGCUGCAGAUGGAAGUCGGGCGCCGCAAGCUCAAGUUUCUCCAGUUCCAAGGCCGCACGAUCUUCGAGUGGCACGGGAUGGUCGGGAAGCUCACGUACGCCAGCGGCAUUGCAUCGACCAUUCUCGGUCUCACGCAUGUCUUCCGCGACGAUAUGGUCUACGUGUGGAGUGCAGUCGUCAUGUCGGUCGUCGUUUUCGUCAUUUACGCUUACGUCCGCCGCAACAAGACGGCUGGUUACGCUGUCGUGGACCAGCUUUAGCUUGCUUAGCUUUAAAUUUUAACCCAAACUCUUUUGGCUG